CUGAGGUGAAGGUGGGAGUAGCACAUCAGGUUCAGUACUCAAACACCACCACUGUGGCACCCUAACACUCACUAGCCCACUACAGGUGAGUGAUGGCGGGUGGUGGCGGCCACGGCUACACCGAGGGCGGCCUCUCCCUCCUUCCCCUCCAGAUGGCGUCGUCAUCGACACCUGGAGUCGACUCUGUAUGUAAACAAACUCUCGGCAGCCUCAAUGAUCUCCCAAAUAAAGUAGUAUUUCUCUUAGGCGACGAUCUGGAGAUGAAGGCAUCCGUUAAGGAUGCCUUUGUGAAUUAUAUAUUUGACGUACAGGUCAGGAGUACCUAUCGUCUGAUCCUGGCUGACAAUUUUGCCUUCGAGGAUGUUCAAGAUAUUAUAUAUGUCUACAUUUUCAAUCAAACGGGUGACAUGAGUUUGCCCUUCAAUCUGGUCUUUGUUGACGUGCCUCCCUUAGGGUACUCGGGCGGCACAGAGAGAGACGUGAGAAUCCUACAAGAUUUAGAAGGAUUUCUCCAGCAAGAGUUUGGGACAACGAUGGUCGAUGCUGUCAGUUUUGUGGUCCAGACGUCUACGGAUAUUCUUCUCCCACUCGUCAACACCUACGAACUGCUGUGCUGUGCGUUCGACGACCUGGAGAGUAUCACACAGGUCCUGGUGACUGACCCCACGUCCUACAUGCCUCUGCUAAACUCACUUAAAAAGGCUAACAUUGCUUACAAUAACUUGUUUAUCUUUGAUAAUGGCGAAAAAACAACAGCACAUAUCAGUCCAGAAGAACACUUCUUUCUACAAAUAUUUCGGCUCUUCGACUAUCAUGGUGUAGACGAUUUUUUUCAGGAGUUGAAGAGUUCUUCACCUUUGAGGAUGUCGUUAGGUAAGCAGCUAGAAGAUGGACUUGUGGAUGUGACUGAAAUAUCAAGACUAAGAGUCAUUCACCAGUUCACAGAGGUUGUGGGGCACCACGAGGGUCUGGACCUUCGCCAGUUGGUGAUGAAGUUGGACCACAGGGACGAUGGAACAAGAGUAAUGAAGCUCACCUUAGGUGACACCAACGACAAACCAACUAAGGUCGUUCUCCUGGUGGGCGACAGAGAAUCGGGUAAAACUACUCUCGCCACGGCAAUGGUCAACUACAUCUUCGGCGUCAAAUUCCACGACAACUUCCGUUUAUUAAUAAAUGGAGACCCACUCAACCGCCUCACGAAAGAUCUGAAGAUUAAGAAAACCAAAUUUACGACAGCUUAUUCCUUCAACAUCCUGCCGAGGCCUCACGACCACCACAACCUCAUAAUCGUCGACACGCCAGGUCUCGGCAGCCCAGAAGAACACGCCCACAACAAACACAUCAUGAGCCGCCUAGCCACGCUCCUGCGGAAGGUCUGUGGGCUUCACCACUUCGACAUCAUAGGCUUUGUCAUCCCAGCAAAAAUCCAAAAGCUCCCGGACUCCUACAGAUCCGUCUACAAGCACCUAUACUCCCUUCUGACAGACGAAGGAAGGGAGAAGAUAAUCAUCAUGGCCACGCAAUCUGACGCCAAGAGGCCGCCCGUCAUCGAUGCCAUUAACAAACUGUCGCUGCCGUUUGCGCGAGGUCUCAAGUUCAACUCGCACUCGGUCCUCACAGACGUGACUACUGAACACCAGGAGGCCGAUAACCACAGAGUUAUCAGUGAACUCUACUGGAAAAUAGAACAAUGUAAUCUUUUCUCUCUCUUUGCUGAGUUGAGGGAUUAACCUAAAGUUAAAUUAUCAUUAUUGGCUGCAAAAUUCAUUAAAUUAUAAAAAUCAAUAAAACGAAGCGAGAGUUAUUUUACAUAGCAAAGUAGGCUACAUAGUAGAGUUAUGCUUUGGCGGAGAAUAUAUUAUUUCCCCAUUGUCGGGGGACAAGAAGCCUAUACUUAGUACUUAGUCUAUAUCGUUGUUCCUUAAGCCGAAGACUGGCUUUCCUCAGGAUGCUACCCACAACAGUUACUUAAGUCCUGAAUAUCUUUCUUCCUACAAGGUGAACCGUGGAAUGAAGUAUUGAGUACCGUGCCCUAACGUCUCCUCCUGCUCGGGAAUCGAACCCAGGAUCAUUGGGUUGUGAGGCGACAGAGCUGACUAAUAUUGUAAAAUUUGUUGCAAAAAUGUAUUUGCUAAUGGAAACUUUUUUGAUUCUCAAAUUGUUGUAUUAAUGUCUUAUUCAUACAUUGUAAUGAUACAUAUACAUCUUCAGAUAGACAAAGUAUGCAUUAAUAGUAAAAGUCUGGGAAAGUUCCAUGGCCGAUCCAUAGACAAAAGAUUUAACUUCAGAACAGCAUAUCACCAAGAAAGUAUUUCAAAGCUGUUGAUAUACUCUCAAAAAUCAUAUAUCAUAUACCCCCACUCUGUUCUUCUCACACUGUUCACUAAUCUAUCCCUAUCUAACGUAUGGUAUCUGUGCAUGGGGGCUUAUAACCACUACAAACUACCUCAAGCCCAUCAUCAACCAGCAAAAAUCAGUUAUCAGAAGUAUACCAAAUUUUGUCUUCAGACAACACACAGCCCCUCUGUUUAUAUCCAGACACAUGGCUGAACAUACACUCACUCCACACAUUCUCUUGUGUCAUUUACACUUACAAACCCUUAUUCCUAAAUUCUAAUACUAUUGUGAAACUUACUCUAGAGGGGUGUAAUAGAACCUAUGAACACCAUACCAGAAAUAAAUAUAUUUUGUGUAUUCACAGAAUCAGACAAUAUGUAUGCAAACACAAUACAUACAAAAGGGAAACUCCCUUUAUGUGUGAAUUAUUCUAAUUCACUAUUAAUUAGUGAAUUAAAAACAAUAAAGUA
Messenger RNA from Procambarus clarkii (red swamp crayfish), 2810 nucleotides. RefSeq lists its product as uncharacterized. The record is from RefSeq and is a predicted model, not a curated record. Lineage: Eukaryota; Metazoa; Arthropoda; Malacostraca; Decapoda; Cambaridae.